UAAACUAAGUACACAACACACCAAACACUGUGUGAAAUCAAGAGUUUGAAAGUAAAGAUGAGUGGUUCUAUGUUAUUGAUAGAUGAUGGCUACAAAUGUUGUAGAAUUUGCCAUGAAAAAGAAGUGGAAAGCUGCAAUACCUUGGAAUCGCCUUGUGAUUGUUCUGGAACACUCAAGUUUGCUCACAGAUAUUGCAUACAGAGAUGGUGUGAUGAAAAGGGCAAUACUACUUGUGAAAUUUGCUUACAGAAAUAUAAACAUGGUUACAGUGCUCCAGCUAAGAAGCAGCAGGAGAUAAUCCACACAGCAGAAACCAUAAGUCUGUUUGUUGCAAUAAACCACGGCGAAGUGGAGAGCAUUGAAGGAAUAUUUGAACCUGGGUACUGCAGGAGAUGUGUUGCAGCAUUUGCUGCUUGUCGUAGAUCGUUGGCUCUCGUUUUCACCAUUCUGCUUCUGGUGAAGAAUUUGUUUGAUACAAUAAGUGGAGGAACACAAGGCUACCCGUUCUCAGUCGUUACUGUGUUUCUAGUUAAGGCCACAGGCAUAAUUGUUCCAAUGUACAUGCUAUUUUGGUUAACAGAAGUAAUCCACAACACCAUUAUCAACCAUCAAUGCUAUUAUCAGAAUCCUGGCACGUAUCCAUUGAGCUCUAGCGAUGAAGUGAGUGAAGAUGAGCAAGAUAUAGACGGGGAUGAUAAUGUAUAGACGAAAAACGCUAUACUGAUACAAGGAAAAUUGGAAGGAAAGAAAGAAAAUAUGUUUACCUUUCUUAUAUUGAAAAAAUGCUAUAUUGCUAUUAUCAGUUGGUUAGCAAUAGAUAUGGAAAAUGAAAGGCUACCAGAAAUUUAAAAAGGGGACUUGAAAUGCAAGUUAAUUAGAGCCCUAAA
This is a messenger RNA of Salvia hispanica, 887 nucleotides long. RefSeq lists its product as uncharacterized. NCBI's taxonomy places the organism in Eukaryota, Viridiplantae, Streptophyta, Magnoliopsida, Lamiales, Lamiaceae. The record is from RefSeq and is a predicted model, not a curated record. Gene Ontology annotation, cellular component: membrane. Gene Ontology annotation, molecular function: ubiquitin-protein transferase activity; zinc ion binding. Gene Ontology annotation, biological process: protein ubiquitination.